Lathyrus oleraceus (garden pea) is the source of this 2238-nucleotide messenger RNA. RefSeq names its product D-aminoacyl-tRNA deacylase. The coding region runs from base 64 to 1137 and encodes 357 amino acids. Gene Ontology annotation, molecular function: D-aminoacyl-tRNA deacylase activity. Lineage: Eukaryota; Viridiplantae; Streptophyta; Magnoliopsida; Fabales; Fabaceae. The transcript has 10 exons. The record is from RefSeq and is a predicted model, not a curated record.
ACACCGUUGGUAGAUUUUACUUUUAAGAACAAGUGACCAAACAAAGUUCUUCUUCCAUGUGACAUGCUACAUGUUUUUGCUCGUUCUCGUUCCUCUCACCCCUUUUUUCACCUAAACCGCAGCAGCCUAAGAAUCCCACCAUCAAAAUCACUUUCCAACCUUUCUUCAUCCUCAACCCAUUAUCAUCAUCUUCCAAUGGUGUCUCUUCUUGUUGCCACAACAAUCGACCCGGCUUCAAUCAACCCGGCCAAUGCCCUGUUAGCAUUUCCAGGCUGGCAACCCGGACCCCAUUUCCAGGAUGACAUGAAGAGUUUUGUGAAUGAAGGGUUGAGGGUUUUGCUUCAUGGAAAUAGUAUAGUUGUGGAAGAUUAUUUGGACGAAAGGUGGGAAAAGGUUACUGGAGAAGUUGUUGAUGAAGUUAUCUUCUUAAGUAAACACACUGCUGCUUCUAAUAAACCUGCCCUCACUGUUCAUCCUAUUGGAGUUCCUCAUUUGCGUGAAGGUGAUGUUCCACCUCAAGGUGGGAAACCGGGAUGGGCAGCACUGCCAAAUCCUAGGAUUGGACCUUGGAUUCGACUUUUGAAAAAUAUUGCUCAAGCUCAUAAUCUUGUCCCUGAGUUUGAGAUUACUUUGGAGGCUACUCAUCACGGACCUUUGACAAAUAAGCCAACCAUGUUUCUGGAGAUUGGUAGUACUGAAGACUAUUGGAAGAGGCAGGAUGCUGCUCAAGUUAUGGCUCAGUUAGUUUGGGAAGGACUUGGACUUGGAGGAGGGACUGAUGUUGGGAACUGGAGCAGGGCGAAUGAUAAGAAGAAAGUGCUUCUUGGGAUAGGCGGUGGACAUUAUGUGCCUAGGCAUAUGGAUGUAAUAUUGAAAGAUGACGUUUGGGCUGGUCACCUACUUUCUGGCUACUCAGUGCCAAUGGAAGAUCCAAAAGGAGAAACAAAUGUGGAGAUUGGAGGAACUUGGAAACAAUCUAUAAAAGCUGCAUAUGAGGCCACUAAAUCUGCUUUUCCUGGUGGUGAAAUUCUUGCACAUCUUGACCAAAAGAGCUUCAAGGGGUGGCAGAAGAAUGCCAUAACAGGAUUCCUUGCAGAGCAGAAUAUUAAAAUUGGAAAGCCAAAUAACUUCUAUUGAGUAUCGAUUUUAGAGGAUGAUAUUGUGAAUACUGAAUACGUAGACUGCAGACAGAGGCAGACUGAAUUUUUUUGUAGACCAGAAUAGCACUAAAAGUGACUUUGUUAUGCAGUAAUUUGAAGAUGAUAUUUUUGAGAUUUUUAAGAAAAACCACAAGUUAUUUUGGUUUGUUUACAAUUAGAAAAAGUGAUUUUGUAUUUCUCUUUACUAUAAAUAAUUUUGAAGCUCGGUAGAAUUUGGAGAAUUGUAGUCUAGAUCAUUGUUGAAAAAUGUAUGACAGAUUAAUCUGAAUUUAUUUGGCUUGGCAAUAUAUUGUGUUAAAGAUAUGUAGAAUAAAAUAUAGUUAGUUUCAUGGCUGUAAAUCUGCUGCUGAGUUCGUUAUACUAAAAAAAAGAACUCAAUAGUUUGGUAAAUGAUGAGACUGUAACUGUUAUAUUUUCAUAUUAAUGGUUGUUUGUGCAUUUGGGAUGUAGAACCAUAGUUUUUCUGAAAUGCAUGGGUUUUAAAUAUGUUGUGUGUGUUUCACCUGUUGAUAUUUUAACUGGAAAUAUGAAAAAUCUGCGACUUUACUCAUAAACUCGUGCCAAUUGCCAAAUAUUCUAUUUGCUUUCUACAGGAUUUAAGACAAAAUCGUUAUUAUAACCUUUCAUUUUACAUUGUUUGCCUAUGCAGACCAAAUAUCUGAGGCAGUUCUUAGUGGUGUUUCUCUUGAAGAUGAUAAAAGAGAACAGUUUAACAAAAUCGAACAGGUUGAGACUGUCUUCCAUAAAUUCGGCCACGCACUUCAACAUAUGCUUACUAAAGAGGAUGAGGGUCUAGUUUCUGGUCUUAGGGGAAUAGAAUUGAAUGCUAUGGAAUUACCUUCUCAGUUUAUGGAACAUAACCUUUAGAGGAUAGGGUAUUGAACUAAAAUCACUAAGUGAUCUUCUAUUAGUUUAAGUGAUCUUCUAUUAGUUUGCAAGUAGUUCUCAAUUUCAAAAAGUGUUAACUAUGUUAUCUUAUCUUGUGUUCGGAUCUUAUCUACAAAAUGAUAGAUAAUAUGUCACUAUAAGUUGUAUAAAUCAAUUCUAAAAGGAGAAUGAAAGGUGUUUUAGACUUUAA